This is a messenger RNA of Salvia miltiorrhiza (redroot sage), 840 nucleotides long. RefSeq lists its product as uncharacterized. Bases 12 to 413 code for a protein of 133 amino acids. The record is from RefSeq and is a predicted model, not a curated record. The transcript has 4 exons. NCBI's taxonomy places the organism in Eukaryota, Viridiplantae, Streptophyta, Magnoliopsida, Lamiales, Lamiaceae.
GCGAGGGAGUAAUGACAUCCAACUUGAAGCCGGCGUAUGCAUACACGGUUGUGUACGUGAAAGAUGUGGCCAAAUCUGUCGACUUCUACGCCAAGGCCUUGGGCUACAACGUCCGCCGCCUCCACGAUUCUCACAGAUGGGGGGAGCUGGAGAGCGGCUCCACAACGAUAGCGUUUACGCCGGCGAAGCAACAUGAGACGGACGACCUCACCGGGAGCGUCAAGAUCCGCGACAGAAAUCCUGUGGAGGUUUGCUUUGAUUAUGACGACGUCGACGCCGCUUUUAAGAGAGCGGUGGAGAAUGGGGCGGAGGCGGUGGCCAAGCCGGAGGAGAAAGAGUGGGGCCAGAAAGUGGGGUACGUGAGAGAUAUCGAUGGCAUCGUGGUCAGGCUGGGAAGCCACGUACGUAGCUAGAUAAAUACUGUGAUGAUAAAAAGUUGAGUUCUACCAUCCUUGGACGGGCCAACGGCGAUGGGGGUCAGCAACCCAGGAAGCCUGUCUUUUGUUGGGCGCCCCUCUCGGGCUCUGCGCGGUUGUUUCUUUCUUCCUGAAAGAAAAUAGGCUGAGAAGAGAGCGCCACCGCAAUUUGUUUGUGCUGCGACGGUGGUUGUCGGUGAGGCGCAUCGACUGUGAGAGCCUCUCGUACCUGGUGACGCGUGCCACGUCGGAAGCCACCAAUGAGCUGCUGCACCGCCGCAACGACGAGCUUUCCUCUAGUCGGAAGCUGCCGGAGAAGAUGUCCAUUAAUUCUCAAUGUCAACUGUUUUUGCGAUGCUUUUGAUGUUUUAUUGUGUAAAUUCCGUGGUUGCUUCCAUACUUAUAUAAUGUUUUUGAAUAUUAA